Messenger RNA from Aplysia californica (California sea hare), 1551 nucleotides. RefSeq names its product ATP-binding cassette sub-family G member 8. NCBI's taxonomy places the organism in Eukaryota, Metazoa, Mollusca, Gastropoda, Aplysiida, Aplysiidae. Gene Ontology annotation, molecular function: ATP hydrolysis activity; ABC-type transporter activity; ATP binding. The record is from RefSeq and is a predicted model, not a curated record. Gene Ontology annotation, cellular component: plasma membrane. Gene Ontology annotation, biological process: cholesterol homeostasis.
AUCAAUAAACAAAUAAACAAACAGACGUUAUUAUUAUCCUUUAUUUAUCCAGAUGCCAUGGGAGUGGAUGGAGCCAGGGAGGACAACUCAGAUCCUGCAGGAUGUCAGCUUUACCGCAAAGAGUGGUCAGCUCAUGGCAGUCUUAGGUGGCUCCGGCAGCGGGAAAACAACCCUUUUGGACGUGCUAGCAUCUCGCACUACGACGGGUGAGAUGAGUGGAAACGUGUACCUUAACUCUGUGGCUGCCACCAAAGACAUCGUGGACGCCUGUACGGGCUACGUGCGUCAGGACGACCGGCUCAUUUCCUUCCUCACGGUUCGGGAGUCGCUCAUGUUCGUGGCUCAGCUCAAACUGCCCAAGAGUUUCACGCACGAACAGAUUGUGGACAGAGUAGAUCGUGUCAUUCAAGAGCUGGGCCUCAAACAUGUGGCAGACACAAAAGUUGGCAAUGCUACUCAACGAGGUCUGUCGGGGGGUGAGAGGAGGAGAGUCAGCAUCGGCAUACAGUUGCUUAUUCUGCCAAGUAUUCUACUUCUGGACGAGCCAACGUCUGGCCUGGACUCCUUCACAGCUAACAACAUUGCACAGACUUUGUCCAGACUGGCUUCAAAGAAGCGAACAGUCCUCAUGUCCAUCCAUCAGCCCAGGCGCUUCAUGCGGAUAAACAUCGACGACUGGACCAGUCUUUUGACGCACAUGGUUGAGGCAGUACUGAUGUCUACUCUGCUGGGCACGGGAUUCUACGAUCUCAAACUGGGCCAGAGCUCUGUGAGGGACUGGUUUGGUCUCAUGUUUAUGGUCUGCGUCAUGUACCCUUACAUGAUACUCUUGGGACUCAUCGGCAGAUCCCUUCCACCUCUUGUUUCUUCUGAUCUACUGUGUGCCAGUCUACGGCUUGACCGGGCUGAAUAUUGACGCCUACUCGUGCUUUAUGUUUUACAUUUUUGUGUCGGCGUCAGUCUUUUCAUCUCGUUGCAUAGCAAUGAUGUCAGCGGCACUUCUUCCGACCUACGAACUCGCCAGCGUUUUUGCUCAGAUAAUAUUCUCCCUCUAUUUCAUGAGUGGGGGCUUCAUACUCAACCUGGACAACAUUUUGCCGGUUCGAGUGCGAUGAAGGUGCUGCCGUCUCCUGUGUGAGGAACGGAGCUCAGGCCAUGAAGAUUUACGGGCUGGAUAGCGGAGAGCUGUGGACAUGUGGCUUGGUCAUAGGCCUCAACGUAUUGGUUUUCCUUGUCAUUAUGCUUGUAGGGCUUGUUUGGGUGCCACAGAAACCCCAUGACGAGGAUAUGUUCACGGGGAGCAGAAUUAUGGAGCGUUUCUACAGAAAAACUUUCGAGUGCGAUGAAGGUGCUGCCGUCUCCUGUGUGAGGAACGGAGCUCAGGCCAUGAAGAUUUACGGGCUGGAUAGCGGAGAGCUGUGGACAUGUGGCUUGGUCAUAGGCCUCAACGUAUUGGUUUUCCUUGUCAUUAUGCUUGUAGGGCUUGUUUGGGUGCCACAGAAACCCCAUGACGAGGAUAUGUUCACAGGGAGCAGGAUUAUGGAGCGGUAG